UUUGACGGAGGGACACUCCUGUACAUGGACCAUCACUGCGCUGCAAUUCGCCGCCUGCUCUCUCUCUCUCACACACUAACACACACCACGCACGCAUGUAAUGCCUCGGUGAAAUCCGGACGUACACGGAGGAGAAAACACGCAUGUGAAGAUUUUCUUUUUGCAUGUCAGGAGAGGAGGAACUAGUCGCCGGGUCCGCGGCUGUUUGUCUUUUCUUAUCGCUUCUCCCCCCCUAUGUCACUCUAAUUAAUCGGAGGCAUGUGGAAUCGCACCAGGAUUAGGAAUUGCCUCCCAAUAGUGUGCCUGCUGUUGACGUUAUGGACGGAGGUGUCCCAGUCAACCGGCUAUUUCGAGCUGCAGCUGAUCUCCGUGGAGAAUGUAAACGGCGAGUUGGCGGACGGAGAGUGCUGCGACGGCUCCAGGAGCUCCCAGGACCUGCGCUGCACUCGAGACGAGUGCGACACUUACUUCAAGAUCUGCCUGAAGGAGUACCAGACGGAGGUCAACAUCAACGGCGCCUGCUCGUUUGGAUCUGGAUCUACGCAAGUUCUCGGUGGAAAUAUGUUUUCUUUUAAGAGCGCCAAGAAGAACCCAAAUAAAAUCGACGAGACUGGGAAGAUAUUGAUCCCCUUCCAGUUUGCAUGGCCGCGGACGUACACGCUGAUCGUAGAGGCCUUUGACUGGGACAACGGCACACGAAACAAUGAACAGGAGCUUCUGAUUGAGCGCAGCACUCACACCGGUAUGAUCAACCCCGGUGACCCCUGGCAGACCAUUCUUCACGAUGGACCAGUGGCUCGUAUCAUCUAUCGUAUCCGAGUGCGCUGUGAUGAAAACUACUACAGCAGCAAGUGCAACAAGGUGUGUGCGCCCCGGGAUGACUACUUCGGUCACUACCGCUGUGAGGCUUCAGGGGCACAGGUUUGCCUGGACGGAUGGAUGGGCACGGACUGCAGGACAGCUAUCUGCAAGCAGGGUUGCAACCUUUUACAUGGUGGCUGCGCUUCCCCAGGAGAAUGCACGUGUAACUACGGCUGGAAGGGCCAGUUCUGUGAUGAAUGUAUGGUCUAUCCCGGCUGUGUGCACGGCACCUGCAACAUGCCGUGGCAGUGCAACUGUGAGAGGAACUGGGGAGGUCUGCUGUGUGAUAAAGAUCUGAAUUACUGUGGUCGACACCAACCCUGUGUAAAUGGAGGAACCUGCAUGAACACCGAACCAGACGAGUACGCCUGUGUAUGCCCACAAGGAUACUCUGGAGAAACCUGUCAGAUAGCUGACCAUGCCUGUGUAUCCAACCCCUGCGCCAAUGGUGGUACAUGCCAUGAAGUCACUACUGGGUUUGAGUGCCAGUGUCCACCUGGCUGGGAGGGUCCCACCUGUGCUAACAAUUUGGACGAAUGUGCCUCAAGUCCAUGUGCACAGGGAGGAACCUGCGUCGACUUGGAGGAUGGCUUUGAGUGUGUGUGUCCUCCACAGUGGGAGGGGAAGACGUGCCAGAUCGAUGCAAAUGAGUGUGCAGGGAAGCCCUGUGUGAACGCUUACUCUUGCAAAAAUUUGAUUGGCAGCUAUCACUGCGACUGUUUUCGGGGAUGGUCCGGACAAAACUGUGACAUCAACCUCAACGGCUGCCGUGGUCAGUGCAAGAAUGGAGCUACGUGCAAGGAGGACUCGAAGGGUUACCACUGCCUGUGCCCUCCUGGCUUCAUUGGCACUCACUGUGAGAUCCAGAGGAAUAAGUGUGAGAGCAAACCGUGCCAGAACGGAGGAGUGUGUCACGCGGUGUUAGAUGGUUUUGUUUGCCAGUGCCCGCCAGAGUUUGCUGGACAGCUGUGUGAGAUCUCUAGCUGGUCCCCCUCUGAUGCCUGUGAUCCAAACCCCUGUGAAAAUGAUGCAAAAUGUCACAGCAUGGAUCAGGACUUUUACUGCGCCUGUCCUGAAGGCUACGAGGGGAAAACAUGCGAGCAACUCAGAGAGGACUGCCAGACCACACCAUGCCAAGUUAUUGACAGCUGCACUGUUGCUAUAGCAACAAACAACUCCGCUGGUGUGCGACACAUUUCCUCGAACGUCUGCGGCCCUCGAGGACGCUGCAUCAGCCAACCAGCAGGAAACUUCACCUGCGUGUGUGACCCAGGAUUCAGCGGUGUCUACUGUCAUGAGAACAUCAACGACUGCAUCAACAACCCCUGUAAAAACGGAGGGACCUGCAUCGAUGGAAUAAACUCCUUUCAGUGUUUCUGUCCUGACGGCUGGGAGGGUCGACUCUGCGACCUCAAUGUAAAUGAGUGCAGACACAACCCGUGUAAGAACGGUGGGCGUUGCGUGGACCUGUUGAACGACUUCUACUGCGAGUGUGCCAACAACUGGAAGGGCAAGACCUGCCAUUCCCGGGAGAGCCAGUGUGACCCGACAACCUGCAGUAACGGAGGCACCUGUUACGACCAUGGGGACGUCUUUCGCUGCGCCUGCCCACCAGGAUGGGGAGGAAACACAUGCAACACAGCCAAGAACAGCACCUGCGCCUCCAGUCCUUGUUCUAAUGGUGGAACCUGUGUGGGAGGAGGAGACACCUUCACCUGCAUCUGUAAAGAGGGCUGGGAGGGACCCACCUGCGGACAAAAUACAAACGACUGCAACCCUCAUCCCUGUUAUAACGGCGGGAUCUGCGUGGAUGGAGUUAACUGGUUUCGGUGUGAGUGUGCUCCUGGUUUUGCUGGACCUGACUGCAGAAUCAACAUCAAUGAGUGCCAGUCUUCACCCUGUGCCUACGGUGCCACUUGUGUGGACGAAAUCAACGGUUUCCGCUGCAUUUGUCCGCUUGGUAGAACAGGAACUCGAUGCCAAGAGUUCAUCGGUAUUGGGAGAACUUGUCACUAUGCAGGGCUGCAGUUUCCCCACAGCAGCCGCUGGGAGGAAGAGUGCAACAGCUGCCAUUGCAUCAAUGGCAAAGUGGAGUGUACAAAGGUGCUGUGUGGCCGUCGCCCCUGUCGGCUCAAACCAUCAGCCCAGGACCAGAGACAUCAGUCCUGCCCGGCUGGACGAGAGUGUGAGGAGCACAGCUACCUCACCUGCUUCUCUCCCCCUUGCCAUGAGUGGGGGGUUUGUUCCACGGGAGGACGAUCGCUCCCACGAACGACCACAGAGUGCCAGCCAAACAGCGGGCAUUUGGACAACAGCUGUGGCCGGAUAACGCUUGUUUUCAACAGAGACAAAGUACCAAUAGGAACAACAGUGGAGAACAUUUGCUAUGAAUUGAGGUAUCUCCCUGACACCCGAAGCUUGGCGAAAAAACACAGUCUUCUCCUGCUCUGUGACCUCUCUCACUCCAACCAGGAUGCUGUAGAGGUGGCUCUAUCUUUCCAGCCAGAGGAUCUACCAGACCACAGUCUGAUCCAGCAGGCAGCCAGCGCCAUAGUGGGGACCCUGUCCAAGCGACACAACAGUACCAUCAUGCUUGCAGUCAUUGAGGUCAAAGUGGAAACACAAAUCACGUCCCCCUCAGUGGAUUACCUGGUGCCUCUGCUGUGUGCGCUCUUCUGCCUGCUCUGCCUCUUCUGCAUCAUUGUAUGUGUUUGGUGGACGCGCAAACGGAGAAAAGAACGCGAGAGGAAUGUAGGAUCAGCUGCCGACGCCAACGUGAACAACCAGUGGGAGCCACUUCGGCUCAUUGUGGGACGUGAGCAGCAGCAACAGCAGCUGAAAGAAAGCAACAGGGAGGCCGAGCAGGAGCGCAAAAAGCUCAUGGGCCCCACCUGUCGGACGUGUGAUGAUGGGGAGGAGGAGGAGGAGACAGAGGGUGAGCUUGAGCUCGAGGAGGAGUGUGGUGGAGCGGAGGCGGGAAAGCAGCAAGUUUAUAAGUACUCUGAGACUGCAGUGCAGUCCAGUGAGGGAGUGAUCUAUACCCUGCACAGCUCCACUUCACCCCUAAAAGCACCCCACCGGACCCCAGGCUACAGCCCCAAAGACAACCGCUGGAAAAAUGUCAGUGCAGCCUUGACAGGUCAGAAAGACCUCAGAGACCAUUGUGUAUAAGGAAUUUAAACAAAGGACUCGCAAUAUGGAAGCGAGAGAAGCAAGAGAAGCAAGAGAAGCUGCUAGGCAGCGACUAUUCUUAUUUUUGGACUACUUUUGGAAGAAAAAUAGGCUUUGUGUUUUAAUAAGCCAUUCUUUGCUUUGUUUUCAUGUUUUCGUCACUGUCACCUGAAAUGGUUUUUGAUUCAGGAGGCCAGAGUACAGUGAACAUCCUUUUUUUGCUUCUGUUCACUUAUUUUUUUUUUAUGUGUACAGAGGGAGCUGAUAUUAAAAUGUUUGUCAGGAGGCAAAAGGAGCUCUCUGUGAUUUUUGUUUAAGGAAUUGUACCGUUUAAGAAACAGUGAAUCAUGGAAAUGGAGAAAGAGAACAACCUGUAUAAAGAUUUUUGGUUUGCAGAUGAUUAUGAUUUUGUUAAAAUGUCAGCAGGCUCCUGAUCAGUGUCUGUGUGGGGACAGACGCACAUAAAGAGACUGUAAAGGAAGGGUUUUGAGGGAAAAGGACUGUUGCAGCCACAGUAACAGAGGAAACCCUGCCUUUGCUCUGUCUCUUCCACCUGUGGCCGUCAUGCGCCAGCCUUACCAAAACAUUUGGCCUGGAGGGGAGAGGGGACAGAAACCCCAGUGCCUACUAUGUGGCCUUCCAUUUUUUUUCUCUGUCUCUCAGUUGUCUUGGCUGAAAGCUCUGUUUGAGGAUUUUUUUGCAGUAUUUGAGUUGGUAGCAAGUGCCUUUCUAAGAGCCAUGUCGAGGCUUCAAGUCGCGCUGCCCAGUUUGACCUCCUUGUUGUCAAAUCUCAAAGGGAUAUAAGUGUACAUUUAAAGAGUUCAAUUUCACAGCAACGCCAUUCAAGGUAUUUGAUCCAAACAGAAAUGAAUGCUCUGUACAUAUGUGUAAAUACUAAAGGAGUCGCUGUGUAUAUUUGAAAUAAGUAACUUAAAGACAAGUCACACAUUUUUAUUAUUAUUAUUGUUAUUAUUAUUAUUAUUAUUAUUAUUAAUAUUAUUAUUUUUUUUUUUUACAAUGCCAUUCCUUUUAUUUAUGCCAGUCAAAAUAGGCACGUUUUAUAACGCUUCAUAUCCAGAGUCCCAAAGUUAAGGAUCUUUACAAUGAGGUACCACCUAUGAAGGAAUUUCUGAAGGGUUUAAAAAUGGUUUGUCAUCAAGGAUGUAUUUAUAUUUUUUCCACAUAAUUUUGUUCGACUUAUCAAAAGGAUGAUCUUAUUUUACUCAGAUCUUCCCAUACACCACCCAUCACCAGGAGGGUCGGCAAAGCAAUUCUUCCAUUUAUAAUUUUCCCUAAUUUUGCAUGGUGUAACAAUGCAACAUACAAUAUUCAGUCUCUUUUCUUACCUUGAUUUUCGUCAACCAGCAUGCAAAAACUAACAAUUUAACAGAAGUUGGUCUACUGAAAAUAUGACAUUGUUAAUGCUACAAAUAAAUCCAAAUUCCUUUCCACAAAGUAUUCUCUAUUUAAGGUAUCUUUUUAGGAUGAUGCAAAAUGUGUCUUUCAUAAAGGCAUUGCCAAAUGGAGCAGAAACAUUUUAACCUUGUUAUUUUUAAAGGAGAAAGUCAGAACUUUGUAAAAAAAAAUAGGGUAUUAAAGUUAAAUAUACAAUAAACACCUUCUCCAGUCAUGUCAAAGUCAGGGAUAUUCCCAGGUGACAAGUCCAGAAAACAGUCAAGAUUUAGCAAAAUGUAUUUAGAAUUGCAUGCAGGUAACCAUUGUCAUUUGGUUUGCCCAAUGUGGCUACAGCUAGCAGUGCAAGCACCUCCAGCCUUUGGCCCUCCUUGCGGGUUAAUGUCCUUAUGUCUGCACUAAAUGUGGUUAUGCACACAUUCUUCAUUUAACUUUAUCACCAUUUUAUAGAUCAAAAUACUGCAAGAUGUCCUACUGCUAUGAGAUACCCUGCAUUCCCCUUGCUUUUUUACAUCCAGGUAGAAGAGCCAGAGGACAAAGUCCACUAGUCAGGGCUACAGCUUACUGUACAACUCUAGCUAGUUGCAGACAGCUUCAUUACAGUUCCUUCCAGAUGUCGUGCUCCUACCACAUGUUUCUGUUCAUCCAAAUAGUAGAGCUUCAGGAGAAGGUCCACUAGCCAGGGCAAGCAAGCCACAUCUGUGAAUAUUUUUGUGACUGUUUUACAGGUUGGACUAAUACAACUUCAUCUGCAUUUCAUAGAUCAAAAUAAUACCAGAUCGCUGCUCCUACUAGAUAUUCUGCAUUCACUGUGCGUGUUUACAUCCAAGUAGUAGAGCCAGCGGACAAGGCCCACUAAUGCUGGUGUAAAAAUGUUCAAUAAAGUAGCUUAUACACUAAAAACAUCACAAAUAGGGCAUCACCAGAAUGUUAAUAACCUUACCUACUUAGUACUUACUUAAAUGUCAAGUUUUCAUCUAGUAGAAAAUAACACCGUUAUCCACUCUUAAUGUCAUUUACCCAGGUUUUACUUCCUUUCCACUCUUAAGUUACUUUUAUUUUGCUUUUGAUACAUAAAAGUGUUUUUGUUUAAUCUGAAUGAUGUUAAAAAUAAAAAUCCUACAGUACCUUUUGGCAGUUAGUGGUCUAAACCUGCCAACAUUAUAGCCUUAAAAAGUUCCAAACCAUUUCUAAACCCAUCACAAACCCCUUUUGUUUCAGGUGCCUUAAUGUAAUGCAUAAUUUGUUUAAUCAGCGGUCAUCUUUUUUUUUAAGUUGUUGGUUUGUUUUCACUAUUAAGGAAAGUAAGUCUUUAAAACAGUGUGUGGUGUAUAGUGGCGUGUUUUAUUCGCCUGAGUAAAGUGCUCUCCUCGUCUCACUUUGCUAUCAUGGAGAUUUCUCGAAUAAAACACUCGAUGGAGGAUUGGAAAAAAAUACAACAACCAUGGCUCUUUAGAGUGUCAUGAAUGUGGAUGUCAGUAGUAAUAAUGUUUGGUUUCAAGGCUUUAAUGAAGGGAACAAUAUUUGCAGAUGUUUUUUUGCUACCAUGCAGAUGUUUUGGUUUUUUUUAAGUUACCAACUCAGUUCAAAGUAACCCCUUUCAUAUCUUGUCAUUGUCUCAAAACGCCAUCGUAUUUUCUGUAAAUGGGACACCGCAAAAUAAAGAAUUAAAGAAACUGCUGGUGUUUAAAGCUAAAUAUGCAUAUUGUAUACAUUUUAUUCUACAAGGGAUAUGGAGUUGGUUUUAUACAAAGUGCAAAGGUUUCCAUUCUUUAAGUGGAUGUUUCAUUGUUCCAAAUAAUCAUCCCAGUUAUUUAUUAAAGCAGUUUUG
Molecule: messenger RNA, 7276 nt
Organism: Cheilinus undulatus (humphead wrasse)
Lineage: Eukaryota; Metazoa; Chordata; Actinopteri; Labriformes; Labridae
Gene: jag2b
Product: jagged canonical Notch ligand 2b
Exons: 26
Coding region: 259-4032 (1257 amino acids)
Biological process (GO): Notch signaling pathway; multicellular organism development; cell communication
Cellular component (GO): membrane
Molecular function (GO): Notch binding; calcium ion binding
Source: RefSeq, a predicted model, not a curated record